Molecule: messenger RNA, 1021 nt
Organism: Mizuhopecten yessoensis (Yesso scallop)
Lineage: Eukaryota; Metazoa; Mollusca; Bivalvia; Pectinida; Pectinidae
Product: protein mago nashi homolog 2
Exons: 5
Coding region: 32-478 (148 amino acids)
Biological process (GO): RNA splicing
Cellular component (GO): catalytic step 2 spliceosome; exon-exon junction complex; nucleus
Source: RefSeq, a predicted model, not a curated record
GAGAUUAUUAGAAAACACACACCUAGCAAAAAUGGCGGCGUCCUCUGAUUUUUACUUGCGAUAUUAUGUUGGACACAGAGGGAAAUUUGGCCAUGAAUUCCUUGAAUUUGAAUUCAGACCUGAUGGUAAACUGAGGUAUGCCAACAACUCAAACUACAAAAAUGACACCAUGAUCAGGAAGGAGGCAUUUGUACACAAGUCUGUGAUGGAGGAGCUGAAGCGUAUCAUUGAGGAUUCGGAGGUGAUCCAGGAAGAUGAUGCUGUGUGGCCAUCACCUGACAGAGUGGGCAGACAGGAGCUUGAAAUUGUAAUUGGGGAUGAACAUAUCUCAUUUACAACAUCAAAAAUUGGAUCUCUUGUUGAUGUCAACCAAAGCAAAGACCCCGAGGGACUGAGGACAUUCUACUACCUUGUACAAGAUCUCAAAUGUUUAGUAUUCUCCCUCAUUGGACUUCACUUCAAAAUCAAACCUAUCUAAGAUGUGACAGGCUGGUGGCUGAAGUAAGGAAUCAGGAAAAUGGCCAUCAUCAGAAGUCCUCGGGAUGAUAAAACAUCACGUUACUGACCAAACUAAUAAUUAGCAAAAUGUGAUGGACACGUUACAGCAAACCUUGUUAACCAAUAAGAAUGAGAGACAGAACUUAACUACAGGCAUUUAUAUGGUCAGCACAGGUAGGGCCUUGGACGUGAACUAAUGUGACUGGAAUGAAGAGAACACUUCUGAAAGACAAUUUUAGAUUGAGAGUUUUACAGUUUUAUUUCUGCAUAUUUAGACCAAAAGAAGUUACCAGUAUGUCGGGAGAGAGUGGGGGAUGAAAGUCAGGAAGUAUUCAUUAUUUCUGCAAUAUGAUUUCAACAAAUGUUAUUCAAUUGUUCAGGGGCAAAAUAUCCAGUUCCAUAAUUAUCAUUAUUUGUCAAAUCAUGCAUUUCCUAGCACUGAUAAAAAAAAAACUCAUUGAUCUUCUGUUUGUCAUUUCAUGUGUCUUUUAAAGAAUAUAAAUAUAAUACAUUGAUAUCAGUA